This is a messenger RNA of Epinephelus fuscoguttatus (brown-marbled grouper), 975 nucleotides long. It is a transcript of the gene psmc3ip, whose product is annotated as PSMC3 interacting protein. Gene Ontology annotation, biological process: homologous chromosome pairing at meiosis; meiotic joint molecule formation; meiotic strand invasion involved in reciprocal meiotic recombination. The transcript is spliced from 8 exons. Lineage: Eukaryota; Metazoa; Chordata; Actinopteri; Perciformes; Serranidae. Bases 83 to 721 code for a protein of 212 amino acids. Gene Ontology annotation, cellular component: DNA recombinase auxiliary factor complex; condensed nuclear chromosome. Gene Ontology annotation, molecular function: double-stranded DNA binding; recombinase activator activity. The record is from RefSeq and is a predicted model, not a curated record.
AAGCACAAACGAUCUUUUCCGUGACGUAUAUCUCGCGCGAAACUCGGUUUGGGAAGCUAAAGUGAAAGUAGGGGAAUUAGAAAUGAGUAAAAAGGAUAACGGUGCGUCACUCAUCCUUGCAUACCUGAAUGAGAAGAACCGACCCUACAGUGCUCAGGAUGUCUUCUGCAAUCUACAAAAGCAGCAUGGACUGGGCAAAACAGCUGUGGUCAAAGCCAUGGAACUGCUGGCCCUGGAGGGCAAGAUAAAAGAGAAAACAUAUGGCAAGCAAAAGAUUUAUUUUGCUGAUCAGUCUCAGUUCAAAGACGUGAAUGAUGUAGACCUAAAGUCGAUGGACUCUCAGAUCUCACAGCUCAGUGCAGAGGUUCAGUCCCUCACCCAGAGCUGCAGACAGCUGGAUGCAGAGCUGAAGGAGCUCAAUAGCUCCCUGACAACAGAGGAAAUGAUGUCAGAGAUCCAAGAGCUGAAGUCAGAGUGUUCAGGGUACAGAGCGCGACUGGAGAAGAUUAAGGCAGCCACAAAUCACGUCACACCAGAAGAGAAAGAGAAGGUUUAUAAGGAGUGGAAUGUUUACGUGAAAGAGUGGAAAAAGAGGAAGAGAUUGGCUUCAGAUAUGAUGAAUGCAAUCCUGGAAGGGUAUCCAAAGAGCAAAAAGCAGUUCCUGGAAGAAGUCGGAGUGGAGACUGAUGAGGACUGUAAGGUGGUUGUUCCAAGUACUUGAAAGAACAAGAAAUCGCUCGUUCAUCCACUUCAUCAAAAAAGCCUGUGCAGUGCUUCACAAAGAAUAUAGAUUAUUCAUCAGAGCGCUCUGAACCUCAGUGCAAUCUUUAUUUAUAGUCUUUCUCUUGAACAAUCAGUACAUCUUUAAUAAAAGUUGAAUGCAAUAACAACUUACACUGUAAUUGAAAGUAUAUUUAUACAAAAAUAGCCGUCAUUUGCAAGACACUGACACUACAGCGCUGAGAGAUGCUUGGG